Molecule: messenger RNA, 597 nt
Organism: Penicillium oxalicum
Lineage: Eukaryota; Fungi; Ascomycota; Eurotiomycetes; Eurotiales; Aspergillaceae
Product: Deoxyuridine 5'-triphosphate nucleotidohydrolase
Exons: 4
Coding region: 1-597 (198 amino acids)
Biological process (GO): dUMP biosynthetic process; dUTP catabolic process
Molecular function (GO): dUTP diphosphatase activity; magnesium ion binding
Source: RefSeq, a predicted model, not a curated record
AUGACCAGAGAGACCACACCGACCGCCACCACCUCCACUUCACCUACACAACCAGCUGCUGCUCACGCCCCGCCUUCCCUCCCCAACUCGCCGCUUGCAAAGCGCACAAAGACAGAAUCCGCCGAGAUGACAACCGACAGUGUUCCCGCCGUGACCUCAAUCCAGCAGCCUCUGCCGCCGCUGUUGAUCAAAAAGCUAGUGCCCUCGGCCAAGGCCCCAACGCGGGGAUCUGCCUUUGCCGCGGGGUACGACAUGUAUGCCGCGAAGGAGACGGUGGUGCCGGCCAAGGGGAAGGCUCUGGUUGACACUGGAAUUGCAAUGGCUGUGCCAGAGGGAACAUAUGGUCGCGUGGCACCUCGCAGCGGUCUUGCCUCGAAGCAUUUCAUUGAUACUGGUGCCGGUGUCAUUGAUGCCGAUUAUCGGGGUGAAGUGAAGGUGCUGCUUUUCAACCAUUCUGAUGUUGAUUUCCCUGUCAAGGAAGGUGAUCGCGUUGCCCAGCUUGUCCUCGAAAAGAUCUAUACCCCCGAAGUCGCGGUUGUUGAAGAAUUGGAGGCGAGUGUCCGCGGUGCUGGUGGGUUCGGCAGCACUGGCGUUUAG